AAGCAGGAUAUAUGCCUUGGGCUGUUAUAUGGACAGACUCCCGGUCGCAAUAAUUAUCGUUAUUAUCUUUUGCGUUUUGCGUUUUGGUCGAGGGACAUGCCGUUAUACACCCUCCUCGAUCGUCCGACCGACCAACUCAACUCCCCCACCUCCUGAAAAAAGCAAUGAGUGUUAUAACCUCACAAGAAUCCUAAAAAUGCCGGCGUCUCGAAUGCAACUGCGGCGGCAGAAUACAUUUAUUGCUUUGGGUCUCGUGGCUCUCUGCGUCUGGUUCUUCACCUCGCAUCGAUCGCGGAGCGGCGAACUGGUUCACAGCCAUGAGCAAUUCUGGCGAGAUUUCCACCCGCUUCUCGUGGAUCUUGCGCCAGAUUGUCAGUCCCCAACUCGCCUGGGAAAUGCUGAAUCUGCCGGUUUCGAUCCGAAAAGCACCGAACCGCUGCCUGACUUAUUGAGGAUGCCAGCCGAGGACAUUGCGAAGAUGAAACAAGCACACACGGCGUUCGCAAAUGCGAUCGAGCGAGCCCCUCCCAAACUCAAUUACCAGCCACAUACGCGCGGACUGGUAUCGACCGCCGGCGGCCCUUAUCUUCCAGUUCUGGUGAUUUCGCUGCGCAUGCUGCGACGGACGGGCUCGACUCUGCCGAUGGAGGUCUUCCUCGCCGACUGGCAGGAAUAUGAUGGGUAUCUUUGCCAGGUGGUCCUUCCCUCGCUGAACGCACAGUGUGUGGUUCUGUCGGAGAUCCUGGAAGCGGUGCCCGACAGCACGAACAAGAUCGAGAAAUACCAGUACAAGAUCUUCGCAAUGCUUUUCUCCUCGUUCGAGGAGAUCCUCUUCCUCGAUGCAGAUGCCUUUCCCCUGCAAAGGCCCGAGGAGCUGUUCACCGCCGACCCGUUCAAGUCCAAAGGCCUGGUCACCUGGCCCGAUUUCUGGCGUCCCACAACAUCGCCUUUGUACUAUAAGAUCUCAUCGCCGAAAGAGCGCGGAACACAACCAUCCAACCCGACCGCUCUGCGGCAGUCGACCGAGUCCGGGGAAGUACUGGUGUCCAAGCGCACCCACCUUCGCACCCUUCUUCUAGCUGCAUACUACAACUUCUAUGGCCCCAGCCAUUAUUACCCGCUUCUCUCGCAGGGCGCAGCCGGUGAAGGGGACAAAGAAACGUUCCUUGCCGCCGCCAGUGCCCUCGACGAACCUUUUUAUCAGGUCAGCGAACCCAUUCGGGCGGUUGGGCGCCGGACGCCCGACGGGUUUGCUGGAUCAACCAUGGUUCAGUACAGUCCGAUGGAGGACUAUGCCCUGACGAAGAAGGGUAUUUGGAGAGUCAAGGGCGCGACUGCGCCCACACCCAGUCCAUUUUUCGUCCAUGUCAACUAUCCCAAGUUCAACCCCGCCACGAUCUUCGCGGAGAACGGCGUGACCAACCCGGUGAUCGAUGAGAGAGGACAGUAUACGCUGGCAUGGACGGCGCCAGAAGAAGUGGUCGCCUCGUUCGGCGGCAACGCUCAGCAGCGGUUCUGGGAAGAUAUCCAUUGGACGGCCUGCGUGCUUGAGGGUAAGAUCCUCAGCUGGGAGGGCAAGACGGGGAUCUGCCAGCAGACUAGGGACUACUGGAAUACUGUUUUUAAGAAUUCUGCUGGUAAGAUGAUGAAUCAGUCGUAAGCGAGAAGAGAAGAUUCGAUUGAUAGCCCCUGUGCUGGUCGCAUGUGCUAUUGCCCUUAUGUGAGUAAGCGAUAUGUUAUUCUAGCGUUGUGUUAUUAUGAGGACGUUGGUUUGCGGGAAACAUCAUACAAUCCCCUGCCAACAAGGAAUCGGUAUGCAUGAAGACUCGUCACGGAAGAUAUCUCGGAGGAAUUGUCUAUCUGUCAUAUUUAGUGCAGACAACCAUUUCGCAGCCUCGUCUGUCAAGCAUACCACACGGUAAAAGAAGGCUGGAAUCAGAACAGGGCCCUUGGGUUGUCGACCAUGCCGAAAUCCUGCCUUGGAUGGUGAUUCCGCAGGACGUGAUCUGGCAUAAGCAGGAUACCUAAGCAGGUGUUACCAUACUAGGUAGGCGCUGUAAGACAACUGGAACUUGGAAUUCAACCGUGACCGUGAAUUGAAACGAC
Molecule: messenger RNA, 2106 nt
Organism: Aspergillus uvarum CBS 121591
Lineage: Eukaryota; Fungi; Ascomycota; Eurotiomycetes; Eurotiales; Aspergillaceae
Product: alpha-mannosyltransferase
Exons: 1
Coding region: 212-1660 (482 amino acids)
Biological process (GO): mannan biosynthetic process
Cellular component (GO): Golgi apparatus
Molecular function (GO): alpha-1,2-mannosyltransferase activity
Source: RefSeq, a predicted model, not a curated record